UGAAAAGACAGGAGGAGAGUGUGUUAAAUAAGUGCAGUGCAGAGUUUGCGUGUCAGUUUUCCAGCUGUAUCCCAAAUGAAAUCCCACAAACUACCUCCUUUAAGCGGUGCGAUGCCCGUCCAACACCUCAUUCCUAUCCCCUUCCUCACACUCAUAUAUAUAUUAAACACUCUUCGUCUUCUUUCUCUAGUUUCAUCACCAGAAUAAUUAAUCUUUUGAUGUUUUGAUAAAAAUGGCGAUGACAACCACUCUUUGUAAGAAAAUGGAUAUGGAUCGGAUCAAGGGUCCAUGGAGUCCUGAAGAGGACGAGCUUUUACAGCAGCUGGUGCAAAGCCUUGGACCCAGAAACUGGUCCUUGAUUAGCAAGUCCAUACCCAGGAGAUCAGGGAAAAGUUGUCGGUUGAGAUGGUGCAACCAGCUUUCGCCUCAGGUGGAGCACCGGGCCUUUACUUCUGAGGAGGACCAGACGAUCAUCCGGGCCCAUGCUAAGUUUGGUAACAAAUGGGCCACCAUAGCCCGGCUCCUUUCUGGUCGGACUGAUAACGCGAUCAAGAAUCACUGGAACUCGACCUUGAAAAGGAAGUGCUCUUCUAUGAGUUCUGAAGAAGGAAAUAAUGAGUUUAUGAAUUAUAACCAGCAGCCUUUGAAGAGAUCCGUGAGUGCCGGGUCAGGUGUUCGUAUUUACUUGAAUCCUUGUAGCCCAUCCGGGUCGGAUGCCAGUGAGUCAAGUUUACCGGUAAUGUCGGCUUCUCGCGUUUUUAAACCGCUGGCGAGAGCCGGCGUCGCUUUCCCAUCUCCGGUCGAAACCGGGUCAUCGAGUAACGAUCCUCCGACUUCUCUAAGCUUGUCGCUCCCUGGAGUUGACUCGUUGCGGUCACUGAAUUCCAAGCCUGAGUCAAUUCAGUCAAAAAAUUCCCUCCAGCUUCUCUCAGUCCCACCACCUUUCUUGCCCGCCUUACCGCCUCCGCCUCCGCCUCCACCUGCUCCAGCAGCAUUGCCACAGGCUAAAACUGCUACUGCAAUCCAACCACAAACUCCAACUUAUCGAAAGACGGCACCUGGAUCAAUUUCUAAGGCGGCACGACCUCUAUCACCGCUGGUGCAGAUUCAACAACAGCAAGAUAAGGUUUUUGUGCCAUUUACAGAAGAGUUGAUGUCGGUGAUGCAGGGCAUGAUAAGAGCAGAGGUUAGAAAUUACAUGAUGGGGCUAGAACAGAAAAAGCAGCAACAGCAGCAGCAAUAUUUCCAACAGCAACAGCAGCAACAGAUUGGGAUGUGCAUGCAGCAAGCAAAUGCAAAUGCAAAUGCAAAUGCAGAUAAAGGAUUUAGGAAUGCAGCCAUGAAUCGCAUUGGAAUCGGUAGAGUUGAUUAGCUUAGUUUCGGAGAGGAGAAAGAAACUAUCUCUGUUUCUUAUUAGCGAAUAUUUCCAGAAAAUAAUUUUGGUCAGUGUACAGUAAGAAUCAAAAAAAUGGGUAGAAAAAUAGUUGUUGAAAGAUGCGAGAAAGGAAAAAGUUUGGAUCUUUUCUAUCCAUCCCAUUCUGAGAGAACUCUUUAGGAAAAUGAGAUUAUAUAUAUAUAUAUCAAGCCUAAGUUCAUUUCCCGUGUUUAGUUUUUCUAAGUUACAUUUAACAAAAUUAAA
This is a messenger RNA of Olea europaea var. sylvestris, 1639 nucleotides long. Its product is annotated as transcription factor MYB44-like. Gene Ontology annotation, cellular component: nucleus. Gene Ontology annotation, molecular function: DNA-binding transcription factor activity, RNA polymerase II-specific; RNA polymerase II cis-regulatory region sequence-specific DNA binding. The coding region runs from base 233 to 1372 and encodes 379 amino acids. Lineage: Eukaryota; Viridiplantae; Streptophyta; Magnoliopsida; Lamiales; Oleaceae. The transcript has a single exon. The record is from RefSeq and is a predicted model, not a curated record. Gene Ontology annotation, biological process: regulation of DNA-templated transcription.